Hypomesus transpacificus is the source of this 3696-nucleotide messenger RNA. It is a transcript of the gene atxn2l, whose product is annotated as ataxin 2-like. Gene Ontology annotation, biological process: cytoplasmic stress granule assembly. NCBI's taxonomy places the organism in Eukaryota, Metazoa, Chordata, Actinopteri, Osmeriformes, Osmeridae. Gene Ontology annotation, molecular function: RNA binding. Gene Ontology annotation, cellular component: cytoplasmic stress granule. The coding region runs from base 121 to 3024 and encodes 967 amino acids. The record is from RefSeq and is a predicted model, not a curated record. The transcript is spliced from 23 exons.
GGGAUAAUCAGUGUUUUUGUUGUUGUUAUUCAAGGUAUUUGCUCUGGUGUAGAAUCGUGUUUUCGGCCUGUCAAAACGCAUGAAUUUUCACUGAAUCAUCAAGAUUGCGGAGUAUCAGGCAUGCACAUAACUAAAAAGACAAGAAACACAAUGAAGCCGCCAUCUCAAAUCCAGUCUUCUUCUAUAUGUACCUUUUGUCCCCAGCUGUGCGAAGGUGUUUACACCAAUGCCCGAAUGCUUCAUUUUCUCACAGCUGUAGUGGGUUCAACCUGUGACGUGAAAGUCAAAAAUGGCUCUGCAUAUGAAGGAAUCUUCAAAACUCUAAGCUCGCGGUGUGAGCUGGCCGUGGAUGCAGUCCACAAGCGAAGUGAGGAGAGAGAGGGGGAUGGAGGAGGUGGAGAGGGAGGAGGUGGAAGCUCAAGUUCUACCCCCAGGAUUGAGGAGAUCACAGACACCAUGAUCUUCAGUCCUACCGACCUUGUUACCAUGACAUGUCGAGACGUGGAUCUCAAUUUUGCCAUCAGAGAUACGUUCACAGACACUGCCAUCAGCUCGACACGGCUUAAUGGGGAGCACAGGGAGAAGGUGCUGCAGAGAUGGGAUGGAGGAGACAGCAACGGAGAGUGCUACGACCUGGAGAAUGAUGCAUCUAAUGGCUGGGAUGCCAGCGAGAUGUUCAAAUUUAAUGAGGAGACGUACGGCGUGAAAUCCACCUAUGACUCCAGCCUCUCCAUGUACACGGUGCCCCUGGAGAAGGGGACCUCUGAAGGCUUUCGUCAACGGGAGGCCAGGGCAGCAAGGCUGGCCAACGAAAUCGAGGGCAGUUCCCAGUACCGCCGGCGGGUCUCACUGGAGAACGACGAGGGGAAGAGCGAGGAGGAGAAGUACAGCGCCGUGGUCCGAGAGAGGGAGGAGAGGGAAAGGGGCAGCCCUGGCUAUGGCAGCUCCGCCAGCAGGGAUGGCAAAUACAUUCCGUUGCCUCAGAGAGCCAGAGAAAUGGGUGUGUCUCCUGGCAGCUUGCGGGGUGGAGCCUCUGGUCCCUUACCAAACCGAACAGGAAUUCCCAACUCCUCCCGGCCGGUACCUCCCAGCUCUUCCCCCAGGUCCUCCUCUGAUAAAAGCAGCUUAUUGUCUGUCAGAGGAGCCUACUCUCCCCACCAUUCCCAGAGCAGCCCAACUGCAAGUGGCCCACCCAUUUCCAGUAAUCAGUCGCUGCCUCACUCCCUGUCUCACCCACAGGCUCUCUCUGAUGUAUCACGCUCAUCACUCAAUGGAGUGUUGUCAAGAACAUCGCCCAAAGCCCAGAGGCCUAUUCAGACCAACAGAACUCUCUGCACUGCGAACUCGCAGUCCUCACCUGUGGUGUCAUGCUCUCCAAAGCCAGAUUCCCCUCCCCAGGACCUUCCUCUCACUGCUCCCGACUACCUGGACACCACCCCGUCUUCCUUGGUUACUGGGGCACCUCCCAAACCCUCUGGCCCCACCCCCCACCUCCCUGUCGAUGUGAAUGAGAUUCUCAGUACAGCAGCUAAAGAAAGGCCAGAGGGCCUAGCCAGCCCACAGGAGGGCAAGAGCUGUAAAGUUCCCUCGGUUCAACAAAGGUCACAAUUGGAGGAGUUGCGGAAAUUUGGCAAGGAGUUCAGGCUGCAGCCUAGUUCUGCCCCCUCUACCAACCCAGAUGCUCCCCAGAUGAGCCCUGCUCAGACCUCAGCAGCAAACACCGCCUCCACAGCAGAACCCAAACCCACCUCUUCCCAAGAUCCCCAAAUGGCAGAAGGGCUGGCCACCAACCCCACCGCUGUUGCCAACCAGUCUGCAGGCCCAGACAGGCAAUCACCAGGGACACCCCAGCCAGCCAGGACCCCUGGCAGCGAGGACAGUGGCGAGAUAACCGAGGGUGUGACUGUUCAAGUGAAAAAGUCGACACUGAACCCCAACGCCAAAGAGUUCAAUCCCAUCAAAGGGCCCAUGGCCAUGCAGAAGCCCUCUACGGCCCCCACCCCCCCUCGGCCCAGCCCCUCAGUGGUGCUCCAGCCCCCCCCAGGACAAACGGCCAUCUAUAGCAGCCCCCCGUACCUGUCCUACGUCUCUCCAAUCCAGAUCCAGGGACACACUGUACAGGCUCCCCAGAUGUAUCAGUAUAUCAGCCAAGGGAAAUAUCCCAGAGCAAAAGGUCAUCUCUCCCUCUUUCCCCCAGGCUCCGUGGUGGGCCCCCGGCCUGAUCACCACGGCUCCCAAGCCCCCUCCAUGAUCCAGGCUGCAGCCUCGGCAGCAGGCCCUCCUCUAGUGGCCUCUCCAUACCCUCAGUCUUACCUGCAGUAUGGCCAAGUCAUCCAGGCCAUGCCCCAUUACCACGGACCGCCCAUGUACUCAAUGCUGCAGGGCGGAACGCGGAUACUGGCGUCCGGGGGCCCCCCCCAGGCUCUGGGCCCCCCAGGGCCCCAGUACGCAGGCCAGGCCGAAGGCCCCCAAGGGCCACAACAGGGCAUGUAUGCUCCUCAGUCGUUCUCCCACCACUCUGGCCAGUUGCAUCAUCCUCAGCCCUCGAGCACCCCCACGGGCAGCCAGCCCCCCCCCCAGCACACUGCCCCUAGCCCCGGUCAUGGACAGUCGAACCAAGGGGGUCAUCAGUCCCAGUCUAUGUACCACGCGGGGCCGCUGUCUGCGCCCACCCCCCCUAACAUGCCCCCUGGGCACAGCUCACCGCAGGCCUCCUUCCCCAUGCAGGGCUUCAGCCUUCCCAGCCACCAGUCCAUGCAGCAUGCCUAUUCCUCUCUAGCCCAUCUCACCCAGGCCCAUGUAGCUGCAGGCAUGUCCACCCAUCACUCUGCUGGACAUGGUCCACCCCCUGUGAUGCUGCAUUACGCGGCCCCACCCACUCAGCAGGGCCCUGGCUCCACCCCUCAGCACGGCCCGCCUCCACAGCCAGGGGCCCCCCAACACUACUACAUAGGACACCCCCAGGCUGUACAGGUGCAGGCUCACCCCAGCCAGCAGCUGUCCUUCCACCCCCCUGGAAACUGACCCCACACUCAGCUCCCCCUGGCAGAGACCAACUUAGGAAACUGGAGAUGGUGAAGGAGGGGGCAAUGUCCAGCACAUACAUCCUCUUCGCAUGAGUCUUUGUUGACGGCGUAGAAAGUAUUUGGUUGGAUAUGUGGCUCUUUUACAACUUCUCAUUCAACCAUUUUGUCAAUAUGCCAACUCAACUUUUAUUAGUAUUUUUUUUUGUUCCCUCAUUUGCACCAGUCAGUGAGGUCAGUGAAGGUGAACAAUCCAAAUCCAAUUGGAUAGGGAGAAAGCUUUUUAUUUAAAAACAUUUUUAUCAAGAAAGAUUUUUUGCUCAUUCAAAUUUAAGUAUUGAUAGAACGCCCCCCAGGAAAAGUUGCAACACACAUAGAUGCGAUGAAAUGGAACUUUCCUUGCUUUAAUAAAUGUGCUACAUGUAAUAUUUUCAUUUCUUUUAUGUAGUGAUUUUUUUUAUUUUACUUAGCAAAAUCUACAGUAAAUACAUGUUGAAGUAUCUUGUUUUCAUGAUUGUUAAUGAAUUAGCUUGUUGGAGAUAUGAAGAGAAAAAUGUAAAUAUUACAUGUAGGACCAUUGUUACUUUCUCUCUUUAACACAUAUCCUUAGCCCUCGCAUCCCCUCAUUUUCAGAGUCCAUUAAUAUAGUGGAAAAAUAAAGUUUUUAACUCAA